CACAUUUCAACCAGUCCCAGUAGCUGACAUGACGCUUACAAGGCGAUUUUUAUUGAGACCUUGAAUACGCAGUGACAGAAUGAGCUUUACUGUACCGUGAAGCCUUUAUCUUCGCGAUUUUUUUAACGGUCUGACUUGUUUUCUUUUUCUCUCGGGGAAUGAUGUCAUUUAAAAGAGCAGUACUUCACAUCACUGCCAUCCAGGGAUCCUCCAACUGCGCGUAGGGGGUGGUGAAAAAGGUCAAACGUUUGCUUUGAAAGCAGAGGAAAUAUGGACCGAAGUGUCGCAGAUUGCGUUAUCAGCAAUGAAGCAGGGAAUGAAUGGAAGAGUAACUCUACUGAAGGCGAAUAUAAUCUGUUCAAGACCUGCCUGGUUUGCAAAUUGGAGUUUACAAAUCGUCAGCCCAGAUUGCUGCCUUGUCUCCAUUCGUUCUGUAGAGAUUGUGUGCCGACUCGAAACCGCAGCCUCUGCCCCAGCCCCACCACCGCAGCCUGCCAGGAGAGGAGCGGCGAAGAAGGCAUUAUCUGUUGCCCUGCUUGCAGGCAAACGUGUUUCACAAGUGAUGUAGUGGAGAACGUCUUCAUCAGAGACUAUCCCCAAGUAAUGCAUAAGAUGGAAAAGCACUGCUCAAACUGCAAAGAAAAGAAACCAGCUCUCCAUUUCUGUUCAGACUGCAAUAAGUGGCUUUGCAGUACAUGCUCAGAAGAACAUGUGCUUGGGAAGGAGACAAAGCAUCAUAAAUUGUCAUUUCCUGAGGUUACUACAGGUGACAGAAGUGAGGUCGAUGAGUUUCCACUCUUUUGUCCGCUUCACAGUAAAGAGCCAAUGAAGCUGUUCUGUGAGACCUGCGAUGUGCUGGCCUGCUGGAAUUGCCAGCUAUCACAACACAAAGGCCAUAGUUUCAAAUAUCUGGAAGAUGCUUUACAAAAUCAGAAGAUGAUUUUGGAGGAAUUAUCACUGAAAAUGGGAGAGAAAAAAGUCAGCAUCCAGAACACAGCAAAACAAGUAGAGGACAGGUUAAAUGAAGUAAAGCAAAUACGAAUGAAGGUUGAAAAUCAGAUUAAGAUGGCAAAGAUGAUCAUGAUGAAUGAAUUAAAUAAGCGAGUGAAUGUUCUCAUGGACCAGCUGGAGAAUAUUACAAAUGAACGAAAGCUCAAACUGGAGCACCAACUUCAAGCAGUGAUGGGCUUGUGCAAGCACUUAGAGCAUGUAUUGAACUUCAUCAAUUGGGCAGUCUCUAAGAAGAAUGAUAUCCCAUUCUUAUUCAGCAAGGAACUGAUCCUGUUUCAGGUGCGCCGUUUGCUAGAAACACAGUGCAAUGUAGAUGUGGGUCCCUCCAAGAUUCAGUUUCGUUGGGACUCUACCAUGUGGACUAAACAGCUUUCUACUUUAGGCCAUUUGUCAUUUGAUUGUGAGAAUGCAACUCGCCAGGAAUGCCAGGCUUCCUUCCAUCAAGGAGCAUCACCAUUACCUUGUGAAAUUGCUAACCAUGGACCAAGUUUACAGCCUCCUCUUCUGUGCCAGAAGCCUGGCCAGCAAUAUUCAGUUUGUAACAGUCAUUGUCCAGACAUGCAUCCACUUCACAAAGAGCACGAGACAUUAAACUGUAUGCAGCAUCAUCAAAGUUUGGGCCAAAUUUCAGGACAUUUACAGCAUCAGCUCCCGAUGCAGUACAGUAGCAUACACCAGAGCCGAUCUCAACAGAAAUAUUUUUCACAUCCAUUGCCAGUACAGCCAAUACCAUCUUUGCAACAGUGGCGUGUAUCUCAGACUGGAGUGGAGCACAGCCCAGUUUUACUAGGACAUCUACAAGCAUCACACCUGCAACAGAAUUUGCAUCCAGCAUAUACCAUGCAGCAACAAAGAAACAUAAAACCGAUGCAUGUGGUGGCCUUGCAGCAACCAAAGCAAUUUGUGCAUCAGCCACAACCACAGAAACAGCCCUGCCAAAUACAGUAUUCAAAGCAGUCUAAACAAUCAGUGUUGCCACCCUAUCCUGUGAAGCAACAACUACAGCUACAAAAUAUUCAGCUACCACCUAUGGGAGAAGCACUGGGCAAAUCCCAUAUGGAGGAAAGAAAGCAACAAAGCACAGCCUCAAAACAAACAUGUCAACCAGAUCAAAUGCCAAUGGGCCUCAAGGAUCUCUUAGACCACUCACAGCAACGUCACCAGAAUGCACAGCAUGUCCAGGAUAUCAAUUUGGCACAGAAUUCUAUUACAAAGCAACAUCUUCUAAAGAAACAGGACAUGCCAGUGGAACUACAGCAUCUUGAUCUUCAAAGAGUAGCAGUGAAUGAUCAGGACCAGCAGACUGGACUGGGCCAGCAAAGUAACAAUAACCAGUUGCACAAUCGCCUUGAUGCUGAAGAACAGCAAAUUGUAAAUUCUCACAGAACAAGCACAAUUACCCUCCAACCAGUAGAUUUAGUGGGAAUAAGCAACACAGUUGGAAAGCAAUCAACUACUUCAAGAUCGACAACCACAAAGAAGUCUUCAACUACUGUGAGAAAAAGGGGAAAGCGCUCUGCUUCAGGCCAAAUAAAAUGCAGGCUGCCAUUGGGUGAAGAUUCUUCACACCUUGCACCUUCAUUAAUUGAACUGCAAUCCCAGUUAACUGUGCACAGAUCUGAUGGUGGCAAUCAGGAUCUUCUGGUAAAGAAUGUAAUCGUAAAUGGGGAACCAAAGAGCACUGAGAAGAAUAAGUCUGAAGAAAGUAGUACUAAAUUACCUAAGGAAUCCAUGAAAAUUAAAUCAGUGUCUUUAGAAGAUGUUAAUUUCAAAGAACCGAUUAAUCUUUCCGUGAAUGUUGGAUGUCCUGUAGUUAAUGGAUCUCGUGACUCAAAAAUGGAUUCACUGGAUGGAGCACCACAUGACAUGGGAAGCACCAGGACUCAGAUUGAUGGAGUGAAGGUCCCUUAUGUGCGGUUAGAGAGAUUACCAAUCUGUGCACCAUCUACUGGCCAACUCCCUGUCUACAAACUGCAAUCGGAUGUUGAUGAACGUGAAGGCAGCGUCCUAUUUAUGGACAACCAAACCGCUCAUACUGCAACAAAGAACAUUACACUGGACAGCACACUCACUCCUCCGAACUCGAACCCCCCUCCCCCCCAACAAAGUGAGCUGGAUGACACACUGGUUACUUCUGACUUGUCUCCUGAAGUUGUUGCAUCCUCCUGUCCUUUGGAUGACAAACCAUCUGAAAAAUCUGUUAAAGAGCUAUCACCUCAGACAACCCCAGUAGUAGCAGGUGCUACAGACAACAAUGAAGAUUAUUGCGCAGUUUGCUUGAAUGGUGGAGAGCUGUUGUGCUGUGAUCGAUGUCCAAAAGUUUUCCAUCUUGGUUGCCAUGUGCCUUCUCUGCUCAGCUUCCCAACGUAAA
Messenger RNA from Rhincodon typus (whale shark), 3382 nucleotides. RefSeq names its product tripartite motif containing 66 (gene trim66). Gene Ontology annotation, molecular function: zinc ion binding. The transcript has 15 exons. The coding region runs from base 271 to 3381 and encodes 1036 amino acids. The record is from RefSeq and is a predicted model, not a curated record. NCBI's taxonomy places the organism in Eukaryota, Metazoa, Chordata, Chondrichthyes, Orectolobiformes, Rhincodontidae.